CACCGAAGAAGAAGAAACUCUGUGACGUAGAUCGCUGUGCGACAGAGACCACUGCAUGUAGCAUGUAGCCUUGCAUGUAGCAGCAUCUGCAGACAACUUUUACAAGAUCUUGCUGUUGGCUGCGAGGUUUGAAGUGAUGAUAUGACGAUGUGACAGUCGGCCGUGUGUCGGUGGUGUUGUGGAGCAGUGAGUGCAUGUCCCGGCCGCAGGAGGUGGAGGAGGGCAGGCGGAGGGUCUGAGCUCAGUGUGGGCGGCUGUCGGUGUCCGGGAUGGAGACCUGGACCCCCAAUCCCCGAGCCAAGCCGUUCAUCCCCCGCCAACAGAGGAGCCUGUACCUCACCUGGAAAUACAAACUGACCAACAAGAGGACGAUUCGUCGGUUCUGUCAGGCUGGCGCUGUGCUGUUUCUGCUGAUAACUGUCAUAGUCAACAUUAAACUCAUCUUGGACACGAGGAGAGUAGCUAACGAAGAUGCAGCAGCUCAAGAAUAUGAGGACACUAUACCCAACAUGGAGACACCACGCAGGCCCGCUAACGGACGCAAGGUCCUGGACAUUGAGGUGUACUCCAGCCGCUCCAAGGUCUACGUGGCAGUUGACGGCACCACUGUGUUGGAGGACGACAUGCGGGAGCAGGGCAGAGGGAUCCAUGUGAUCGUCCUCAACCAGGCAACUGGUCAUGUGAUGGCCAAGAGGAUAUUUGACACGUACUCUCCACAUGAGGAUGAAGCCAUGAUCCUCUUCCUCAACAUGGUGACCCGGGGUCGUGUCCUCAUCUUCACCAUAAAGGAUGAAGGAACGUUCCACUUGAAGGAAGCUGCGAAGAACCUGCUGAAGAGUCUCGGCAGUCAGGCGUCGCUCAACCUCAGCUGGAGGGACAUGUGGACUCUGGUGGUGAAGAAAGGAGGUCAGGUUUAUGGGGAGAAGCACUCCAAGUCUCCGGCUCUGUCCACCUGGGGAGACCCGGUGCUGCUGAAGACUGAGGUGCAGCUCACCGCCUCUGAAGAGGCCGAGUGCCACUGGGCCGACACCGAGCUGAACCGGAGGAGGAAGAUCUUCUGCAGUAAAGUGGAAGGAUACGGCAGCAUCUGCAGCUGCAAAGACCCGGCGCCCAUCGAGUUCAACCCUGAUCCUCUGCCCGUCAAUAAUGUCUUCAGUGUCCCGGUGGCCGUCAUAGCAGGGAACAGACCCAACUAUCUGUACAGGAUGCUGCGGUCGCUUCUGUCGGCUCACGGCGUCAAUCCGCAGAUGAUCACCGUCUUCAUCGAUGGAUAUUAUGAGGAGCCCAUGGACGUCGUGGAGCUGUUUGGACUGAAAGGAGUUCAGCACACACCAAUCAGCAUCAAGAAUGCCAGAGUGUCUCAGCACUACAAGGCCAGUCUGACUGCAACCUUCAACCUGCACCCAGAUGCGAACUUUGCCAUCGUCCUGGAAGAAGACCUGGACAUCUCCAUCGACUUCUUCAGUUUUCUGAGUCAGACGAUCCACCUGUUGGACGAGGACGACAGCCUGUACUGUAUCUCAGCCUGGAACGACCAGGGGUACGAGCACACGGCGGAGGACCCGGCGCUGCUGUACAGAGUGGAGAGUAUGCCCGGUCUGGGCUGGGUGUUGAAGAAGAGCCUCUACAAGGACGAACUGGAGCCAAAAUGGCCGACUCCUGAGAAGCUGUGGGACUGGGACAUGUGGAUGCGAAUGCCGGAGCAGAGGAAAGGCAGAGAGUGCAUCAUCCCCGACGUGUCCCGAUCGUACCACUUCGGAAUCAUCGGCCUCAACAUGAACGGCUACUUUCAUGAAGUAUAUUUCAAGAAACACAAGUUCAACACUGUUCCUAAUGUGCAGCUGAAGAACGUCGACAGCUUAAAGAAAGAUGCUUAUGAAGUGGAGAUCCAGAACCUGCUGAAGGAAGCAGAGGUGCUGGACCACACUAAGAACCCGUGUGAGGACUCGUUCCUGCCGGACUCUGAGGGGAAGACCUACGUCAUGUUCAUUUCGAUGGAGACGGAGACGGACGUGUCCACCUGGACUGAGCUCGCCAAGUGCCUCCAUGUUUGGGACCUGGAUGUUCGGGGGUACCACAGAGGCCUGUGGCGGCUCUUCAGGAAGAGGAAUCACGUCCUGGUGGUCGCUGUGCCGAUUUCUCCGUACUCUGUGAAGAAACCAGCCAGCGUCACUCCCAUUCACUUAGAGCCUCCCCCCAAAGAAGAGGGCGCCCCGGUGGAGCAGAUGUAGACCUGAUGUUAGACUCAAACUUCAACCAGCCCAGGCCUUAACUCAACAACCACUAAUACUCCAGCCUGGGACCCACAACGACAAACCCACUUGUCCUCCAUAUCGAACUUGUGUAGGGAGGAUUUCUGGGAAAUGGAGUCUUAAUCUUCUUCCUUUGUGUUAUUUUUUUUUCUUAAACAAAAGAGGGAUUAACACUACAGACUGCACUACUGAAGCCGUCCGACAGCUCAACGAGCAGCGACGACGCUGAAAACUAGUUACGGUAAAACGUCACCGUUCAACCAAAAACACUAUCUGACCUGCAACAGCUGUUUCUGUCUCUGAGACGUCGGUGGGUCGACCCGGUCCGAUGAAUUUCAAUUCAAGCUGUGACUUUUCAACAACAACGGUACAGACGACACAAACAGACACUCGGCAUCAACUGUUUUCUUGGUUUGUUGUGUUUUUUUAAACUGCUGAGUGCUUUGAGCGUUUUGUACAUUUGUUUUAACUUAUCUCUAUUUAUUUUACAUCAGUUGAUCAAAAAGGAGUUGAGUUGUUUGUUUGCAUUUUUCUUUUUUAAAUCACUUUUAUCAAGAUAAAUGCAUUUUUUAAGAGCCUAACGUUUACAGAUAAUAAAAAUAAUAAAAGCGUAUAUACAUGACUAUAUAUUUUUUGAUGAAAAAUGUAAAAGGGUCAGAAUAUUUUUCAGCGUUGAGUUGAUAAACAGCCCUGUGAGGGUUUGACUUUUUCAUGACUGCUCGGGCAUCAUGAGGGGAAACUACGGUGGCUGAAAGAGACAAAAAGAUAAAAUGUUGACAGAUUCAUCAGCGUACAUCCUGUAGCUACAUGUGAUGUGUAUUCAGAUUGUACCACAGAACCAUCAAGCUUCCCACUGAUGAGGAAAAACACAGAAGACUUCAUGUUUCUGUGAUCAGUUCAGAUGAAGCUCUGGCACAAUACUCUGUGGUAACAUCCCUGUUCUGUCAGUGUGCUGUGUGAGUUUUGGCCUCUGUGGGCCACCGUAGUCCCGGGAGGCUCCAGCUGAUGAGCAGAGAGGAUUAUACACUCAUGUAGACUGAAUGCAGGAAGCCUGUCUUUGUGUUUUCACUGACUGAAGACUGAAACUCUUAAAGAGCUGCCGAACAAAUAUCAAAAGAGUCCUCGUGUAUUUUAUGACUUAUAGACGACUGCUGUCAUCGUUAACGAUGUGAGGAGGAGUUUGUUCUGUUAUUUGCCUUAUUUCUUCAUCAUCAUCAGUGGUUUGUUUUAAAAUCAUCAGCCAGCUGAAGAAUCAGACUUAAAAUCAAAACACUGAACCCUUUUUAAAGGUUUUUAACACUAUAAUGUAGCUAAAAGUGGACAUAAUGUUCUGUAUGAUAACUCAGUUUUGUACAAAUCAUUCACAGGCCGCUUCACUGCUGCACAUGAACCAGAUGAUUAUAACACCCGUAUAUCAGCUGACGUAGAGCAACAACAUUUAUUCCGUCGAUUGUGUCAAAAGAAAAAGUUAAAGGAACUUGGGGUAUCGAAGUUAGCAAGGUAGGCUAACUAGUGUGACACUGGUUAGCUUAGCAUCCUGCUGAUGGCGGAGUGUUUGACACGCCCACAUGUAAGAGGCCCGCCCCUUUUCAGAGAUGAUGUCAUGUUUGUUGUUUCCAUAAUUGUGUCCAAAAAAGGUUCAAUCCUCCUUUGAAAAAUGAAAAAAUGUCCACAUAGCAGCAGUAUUAUUAUUUCUUAUCUAUAUAUUUUUGUGGCGUUUCCCUUGAAAACUACAUUAUAUUGUUAAAGUUAUAUUAAAUUACUGAGAUGCUUGUUGAGCGAUGAGUCAUCUCGCUGCUCGUCCUGGUUCUGUUCUGACCACUUCAGCCGUCACUGGUUGAUCCAGCUGAUGUAAACGUGUACCUGAAUAAAUGACUGAGGUGUUUGUAACGCAGCUCCAUCAGAGCUCACAGAUUUAAUUUGAUUUUAAUUUGUGCGUGUUCAGAAUACUGUCAGAUAAUCCUGUCAGACAGAACCACCGGUUCACUGCUGCAGCUCACGUCCUGACCAAUUUAACAUCCGUUUGCAAAUUUGACUUUUGUUUUAAGAAAAUGAAAAAUGUGCCCACUUUGUAAUCUGCUUCUUCACUGCUGUGCGAUGGUACAUGUGUUUCUGUUUGAGGGUUAAUGAAAUCCUCGUCUCCUCGACAACACAGUUGAUUUGUUCGAUGCUGUGAGAUAAUAUGAAAAGACUGGACGCCACGCUGUGUGUGUGACGAUGACGAUCUGUGGACGUCCUCUACGGUUCUGAUGCAGUUUGACUUCUUUUUAUCUUUUGUCAUGAAAAUGAAUAAAAGUGUUUUUUUUUA
Molecule: messenger RNA, 4560 nt
Organism: Acanthopagrus latus (yellowfin seabream)
Lineage: Eukaryota; Metazoa; Chordata; Actinopteri; Spariformes; Sparidae
Gene: pomgnt1
Product: protein O-linked mannose N-acetylglucosaminyltransferase 1 (beta 1,2-)
Exons: 22
Coding region: 270-2231 (653 amino acids)
Biological process (GO): protein O-linked glycosylation via N-acetylgalactosamine
Cellular component (GO): Golgi membrane
Molecular function (GO): beta-1,3-galactosyl-O-glycosyl-glycoprotein beta-1,3-N-acetylglucosaminyltransferase activity
Source: RefSeq, a predicted model, not a curated record